Molecule: messenger RNA, 1523 nt
Organism: Gastrolobium bilobum
Lineage: Eukaryota; Viridiplantae; Streptophyta; Magnoliopsida; Fabales; Fabaceae
Exons: 5
Coding region: 276-1349 (357 amino acids)
Source: RefSeq, a predicted model, not a curated record
GUCUUAUCCAUAAAUUUCACUCUUUUCCUAUCAUGCUUUUCGUGAUCAUCGAUGUUAUUUUGAGAGAGAAAAAUUGGUUCUUUCAGAUCUAACUCUGUACAAAUUGUUACUCCACAACAUCUUCUUCCCCCUUUUUGUUUACAAUCAUCAAUAAGCUGAUAACCCUUUGCUUUGUUUCAUUCAUAUUAUUCAUACAACUACACUUUCUAGGUUGGUUGGUUGGGAUUUCCUAGUUUUUAAGGUUUUGAUUUUUUUGGGGGAAAAUAACAGUAACGAUGAAUCUGGGAAUGCUUCAUUAUGUGUUGGAUCAUGUUUAUGGAGCAUUCAUGCACCGAACCAAGAUAAGCACUCCAUUCUUCUCCAGAGGAUGGGGUGGCACGAAACUUGAGAUGCUUGAGAAGAUGAUUAAGCAAUUGUUCCCAGAUGUGGUUGGACAAAAUUGGCCUCCAACUUUGGUGCAACCCGUUUGGAGAACAAUUUGGGAGACCAAGACGGCUUGUUUGAGAGAAGGGGUAUUCAGAACCCCUUGUGAGGAACAUCUUCUGGGUGCAUUGCCUCCUGAGAGCCACAUGGCAAGGGUUGCAUUCCUCAUGCCCAAGUCUGUGCCCCCACACAAAAUGGCUUGUGUGGUUCAUCUUGCAGGAACUGGGGACCAUGCAUUUGAAAGAAGAUUGCGUCUUGGUGGUCCAUUGGUGAAGGAAAACAUUGCUACCAUGGUACUUGAAAGUCCAUUCUAUGGACAAAGACGUCCUAUGCUGCAACGUGGUUCAAAACUUUUGUGUGUCAGUGACUUGCUUUUAUUAGGAAGAGCAACCAUCGAAGAGGCACGCGGUCUCUUACACUGGUUGGAUUCUGAGGCAGGUUUUGGCAAGAUGGGUGUUUGUGGACUUAGUAUGGGAGGAGUACAUGCUGCAAUGGUUGGCUCACUUCACCCUACACCUGUUGCAACACUCCCUUUUCUCUCACCACAUUCUGCCGUUGUGGCAUUCUGUGAGGGGAUUUUAAAGCACGGCACUGCCUGGGAGGCACUGAGAGAGGAUCUUGCAACAGAGAAUGUUGCAAUGACUCUCGAGGAGGUGAGGGAACGGAUGCGAAAUGUGCUGUCUCUCACAGAUGUCACACGCUUUCCAAUUCCCCAAAACCCCAAUGCUGUAAUCUUUGUUGCUGCCACUGAUGAUGGAUACAUCCCAAAACACUCGGUCCUGGAACUUCAGAAAGCUUGGCCGGGUUCUGAGGUGAGAUGGGUCACAGGUGGGCAUGUCUCAUCCUUCCUUCUCCACAAUGGCGAAUUUCGAAGGGCCAUUGUGGAUGGUCUGGAUAGAAUACCAUGGAAAGAGUCUCCAUUGUGAUGGAGUAAUUGUACAUGAAGAAGGGAUUGCUUUUAUACUGUUGAUUGAUUCAGUGGUCCCUUCCACCUCUAAUACUCACCUGAACAUGUAACAUGCAUAGUUGAUCCCAGAACUCCAUCCCCAAAUGAAGAGGGAUGGGGUUGUAAAUUAUCAUCAAGAAAAUGUACAUUAAAG